GGUUGAGAUGGGCGAGACCAUGUCCAAGAGGCUGAAGCUCCAUCUGGGAGGGGAAGCAGAGAUGGAGGAGCGGUCUUUCCCCAACCCCUUCGCGGACUACGAAUCCGCUUCCUCCGUGGCAAUUGCCGGCAGCGGCGCUUCCGAAGAGCAUCCCCCGCCCAUCGGGAAUGAUCUGGGCCUCCCAUUUCACGGCGAUGGGAAGAUCAACUCCAGUUUUACAAAGAAGAUACAGGCCAAGAUCAAGGACCUUCUGCAACAGAUGGAGGAAGGGCUGAAGACUGCUGACCCGCAUGACUGCUCUACAUACACGGGCUGGACAGGUAUAGCCCUCCUGUACCUGCAGAUGUACCGGGUCACUUCAGACCAGGCGUACCUGCUGCGAUCUCUGGACUACGUGAAGAGAACGCUGCGUAAUCUCAACGGCCGGAGGGUCACCUUUCUCUGUGGGGACGCGGGGCCCCUUGCCGUGGGCGCCGUGGUGUACCACAGACUAAAGAGUAACAGCGAAUCCAAAGAGUGCAUCACAAAACUUUUGCAGCUACAGAAAACCGUUGUAAGUCCAGACUCGGACCUUCCGGAUGAACUCCUUUAUGGACGGGCAGGUUAUCUCUAUGCCUUACUGUACUUGAAUACAGAGAUUGGUCCAAACACAGUGUCUGAUUCAACCAUCAAAGAGGUAGUAAAUGCUAUCAUUGAUUCAGGUAAAAAUUUAUCCAAGGAAGAACGCAAAAGUGAACGCUGUCCACUGCUGUACCAGUGGCAUAGGAAGCAGUAUGUUGGAGCAGCUCAUGGCAUGACUGGAAUUUAUUAUAUGUUAAUGCAGCCAGUAUCAAAUGUGGACCAGGAGACCUUGACAGAAUUGGUGAAACCAAGUAUUGAUUAUGUACGGCAUAAAAAAUUCCGAUCUGGAAAUUAUCCAUCAUCAUUAAGCAAUGAAACGGAUAGAUUAGUCCACUGGUGCCAUGGUGCCCCUGGGGUUAUACAUAUGCUUCUACAAGCCUACAAGCUCUUUAAGGAGGACAAAUAUUUGAAGGAUGCUAUGGAAUGCAGCGAUGUCAUCUGGCAGAGAGGCCUGCUCCGGAAAGGCUACGGGAUCUGCCACGGGACGGCAGGGAAUGGCUACUCCUUCUUGUCCCUCUACCAUCUCACUCAGGAUAAAAAGUACCUGUACAGAGCCUGUAAGGUUGGAAGGACCCAGCGGGCAGAGGAGGGCUCAGGGAAUGAAUGGCCCCCCGCGGACCGCCAGAUCGUCCUUCUGAUGGCAUGCACUCACCCCAACGGGGCUGACUUCCCAAAGCUCUCUGCCAUUCUUGGGAUGAGGGUCAGGCUCCGUCAUGCCGUGUUUGCCCAGGCUGCCCUCUUGGUCUGGAUGCCCCUCUUCCUGCCUUUUGAGAUACUCUCAGCCUAUCUCAGGUCUAGACCACCUGUCGCCAGCACUUCAGAACCUUUCCUGGGACUUGUGGGCAGAAGAGGCCACCUGCCCAUCCCCAGGCAGUCCUUGCUCUUUGGGGGAAAAUGCUUCUCACUCCUUGUCUUCUUCUGUAGUGACAUCGUCAGGGAGCGUGGCACAGACUGGAUGGGCUCUAAAUUCUCUAAAAGUGCCUUCUUUGGAGAUUGUCCAGAAGGUGGGGUGUGUGCAGAGCCUGGGCCGACCAGCGCCCUCUCAGCCUCCCUGCUUCUGGGUCCUUAUUCCCAGAAGUCCCUGCCAGAGCCCCCCUGCCACUCACACUCACGUGCUGCCAGAGCCCCUCUGCCACUCACACUCAUGGGCUGCCAGAGCCUCCCUGCCAUUCACACUCACAUGCUGCUAGAGCCCCCCUGCCACUCACACUCACGUGCUACCAGAGUGCCCCUGCCACUCACACUCAUGUGCUGCCAGAGCCCCCCUGCCACUCACACUCAGGGCUGCCAGAGCCCCCCUGCCACUCACACUCACGUGCUGCCAGAGCCCCCCUGCCACUCACACUCACGUACUGCCAGAGCCCCCCUGCCACUCACACUCGUGUGCUGCCAGAGCCCCCCUGCCACUCACACUCACGGGCCCGCUGUCCCCAUCCCUUCUGAAGACUCCCCCCUCCCUUGUGGUGCGCUGGCCCGGAGCUGGCCCCGGCCUCCCCCUCCCCGGCCCAGCACCCCCUAUAGGCCUCACCAGCCUGUGGGGAGCUGCUUGCAUCCAGCAGAAUUUCUUCUUGUUCCCGUUUAUCCCUGCCCUCGUCUCCUCCAUUUGAAUCAAGUUUUCGUUCAGUUCCUAGCGCGGGCCGGCACGGUGCUGGGGGCCACACCAGAAGCAGCAGCGGUCCCUGCCCCAGAGCUGGCCCUGUCCUGGGAAAAUAAUGUUUUGUGUAUUGCAGGUAUGGGUGGCGCGAUUCACUUUCUGUCAGAUAUCCUGGUUCCAGAGACAUCUCGCUUUCCAGCGUUUGAACUUGGCCCUUCACAGAAGGCAAAAAGGGCAGAAAAAGACAGCUAAGAACAUCCAUUUGUACCAAAAGCAACACAGUUGCUUAGUGCCUGAGACACAACCAACUUUGAUCUUAAAGAAGUCAGCAUCUACCCUUGUCCCCACAUACACACACUUUGUCCAGAGCACCACGAAAAGCAUGAACGAAGGAAACCACCACAUCGGUGUUUUGUUGCAAUGUUACCAUCAGUUGUGUAAAAUACGAAUUCCUUAAACUCUUUUGCCAUUCUUCCCUUCA
Molecule: messenger RNA, 2696 nt
Organism: Gracilinanus agilis (Agile Gracile Mouse Opossum)
Lineage: Eukaryota; Metazoa; Chordata; Mammalia; Didelphimorphia; Didelphidae
Gene: LANCL2
Product: LanC like 2
Exons: 13
Coding region: 8-2467 (819 amino acids)
Biological process (GO): carbohydrate metabolic process; peptide modification
Cellular component (GO): plasma membrane
Source: RefSeq, a predicted model, not a curated record